Molecule: messenger RNA, 393 nt
Organism: Tuber aestivum (summer truffle)
Lineage: Eukaryota; Fungi; Ascomycota; Pezizomycetes; Pezizales; Tuberaceae
Source: the annotation of a GenBank genome assembly
AUGACCGUAAUUUCGGCAGCUGGGGAUAUCCUCCCGACGGAGAAGACCCUGGUUUCCGGGCAAUUGUCUCAGAUCGAGCGCUCGUUGGUCCUCAGUGCCGAUCAUUUGGACUCUGGCACAGCCACCUAUGGAUCCGGUCCCGCUUUCUAUACUAUUAUCCUCGAGGCCAUAGCUGGUGGAGGUGUCAUGGUAGGAUUGCCAGUGCCAGAAGGGCAGAUUAUGGCUGCUCAGAGCAAGCUAUUGCUGUCCUGUUUUCUGGUUCAUUUAUGGGUUCAUUUGUUGAUGUUGUUGGGUCUGUAGGAGCUUAGAGACAAACAGAGAGGUCACAUUCAAGCAGUACCAAACCAGCCAGUGAGUUGCGUUCCAGCGCUAUAGAUAGGACACUCAGAGUAG